Trichogramma pretiosum is the source of this 1907-nucleotide messenger RNA. RefSeq lists its product as uncharacterized. Lineage: Eukaryota; Metazoa; Arthropoda; Insecta; Hymenoptera; Trichogrammatidae. The transcript has 6 exons. Gene Ontology annotation, biological process: maturation of 5.8S rRNA; maturation of LSU-rRNA. Gene Ontology annotation, cellular component: Las1 complex; preribosome, large subunit precursor. Bases 33 to 1907 code for a protein of 624 amino acids. The record is from RefSeq and is a predicted model, not a curated record. Gene Ontology annotation, molecular function: endonuclease activity.
GUGUCAAUUUGAAAGUAUAUACAUUUACAACCAUGUCGUUAGUGGAGAAACGCGACAAUUUAAUCCACGUGCCGUGGUUUUCUGUAGAAGAAUGGCUGCAAGUCUACAAAAACAUCUAUUCUGGCGAUUCCAGUUGCCAGAAAGAGGCAUACGAAAUGCUUCUAGUUUGGAAAGCAAGAAUGUCAAUCUUACCUAUUGGUGUAGAAUGUACACUAGGUCUUUUGCAAGCAAGUCUGAGGGAUCAAGAAUGGACUCCACAAAUAUACAGUGGCCAAAAACCAUUGACUUACGAAAAAGAUUUACAAAGUAUAUAUUCUAUGGCCAUAAUGAAAUUUCUAAAUCACAUGCCAAUAGUUCAUCAUGAUAAGCAAACUUCUUUAUUUGAUAUUGCAAAGAAUUUUAAUAUUCCUGAUUGGAUUGUUAAUUUGAGACAUGACACAGCUCAUGGUUCUGAAUUACCUUCUAUUGAUGUUAUGAGGAUCGUUUCUAAUAAACUUCUUGCUUGGGUUCACGAAGAAUAUUGGGCAGCCGAAGCUAGACAUUUACAAGUACAUGAGCUAGAUGAUAUUGAGAAAAUUAUUUCAGAAGAAGAAGGAAAUUUAAAUAAACUUUUUGAACUUUGGGUUGCCAUCAACUUAUACAUCAAGACUGAUCAUCAAAUCAUUUCUGACAUACCAGAUCAGAGUAUAAAAGAUAAUCUGAAUUUGAUAUGGAAAAAACUAAAUUUAUCUAAUGCAGCUCUCAAUAGUGGAAUAACAUUACAUGAAAAAAAUGAUGAUUUAAAAUUGUCAAUUGUAUCAAAUUGUCUUUUUGAUGGAAUUUCAAAAAUUUUGAGUAAAACUAGUUCUUUUUCUACAACAGGAAAAGUUAUUAUAGAUUUAAUUUUGAAUAGUGAAGCUUUCUUGGCAGCACCAGAAUUUUUGAAAAUUUUUGAAGCAACUACUGACACAAUUGAUCAAAAAAAUCAUUUACCAGUAACUUUGAUCGAAUUUUGGAAAGAUAUUUUGAGAUUAUUACAAGAUAAAAAAAUUUUGAUUUCACUUUGUAUUCAAAUGAUAGAAUUUGUAAACAAAGAAAAUGAUAAUCGCAAAAUACUUUUGGCUUCUUUGUGGGUGAAAACAUUGCUCAGAUCUUUUUUAAAGCUGAACGUUUCAAAACAAAUUUAUCAAUCUCUGGAGCAAAAGUUUAAUCACAACAAAGUUGAAAUAUUACCCAAAAAUUUGAUAAAACUUGUAAAAGAAGAAAUUGAUCUAUCUUAUCCAGAUUUAAAAGAAGUACCAGACCUGAAUAUUUUUAGCGAUUUUCCCAGCUGUUUAAAUGAUCGUUCAUAUUUCCAACAACUAGUAACAAACAAUUCAAAAGAAGUAGUAAAGAAUUACAUAGUAGAAAUAGUAGAAUUAUCAGAUGUGGUAAAAAAUGAUCCAAUUAAGAAAGCAAAAUUACUGAACCUAUUAGGAGUAAAUCCACAAACAGAUGUAAAUAUGGUAAUUGAUGCUUCUGAUGAUACUCAUGAGGAUACAAACGAAAUAUCCUUAACAGAAAAUACAGAAAUGAACAUCCAAACAGAAAAAUUGAAAUCAUUGGAAAAAAAUUUAAACGAAAUCGAAACGUUCGCAGACAACGAAGUUCGCAAUACUAAAUGGAAAAUUGCCGAUGAUUCAGAAAAUCAUGAUUGGAGUAAUUGCCCAAUAGGCAUUCUUCCGUGGCAAAUGAAUACCCCUCAGACUCUGUCAUCACUGAUAGUAUCCCCAUCAAAGGUACGACAUGCAGUUGCAAGGAGUGUAAAUUUGCCACGUAUUUUAGAUUCUAAUGGUAUUAGAUUACAUACUAAAAUUCAGUGGGAAGAACUUGAAGAAAAAAGAAGAAGAAAAAAACGCCAAAAUGUGCUGAAACAACAGAAUAAAUAG